CACAGCUUCACUUUAGAAAGUGUCUCUUGACAAGUCUAUCUGGUUCGAGUGCUUAUCUUUCAGGAAACGUAUAAUACAAAGUGAAGAAGAAAGUUACGAACGGAGUGUUUAUUUAAAAAAAAUAAACGACAACGUAUCUGACCUCACAUGUGAUCAAUAACAAUUCGGAGCUGUUUUAUCGGAUUUAAGCGAACGAAUAUACACAUUAGUGCAGAGAAAUGGAUUAUUCUUAUUUCAUGACGGAGGUCGCUAAACGUAGGCGCCCCGCCACGACGCGGGAGCUAACUAAAAUAGCGUACUCUGCGCCGAAAAGCACUAUCUCCUUAGCAGAGGGAAUGCCCAAUGAAGAAACGUUCCCGUUUACAGAAAUUUCAGUUAAACUCUGCGAUGGUUCGUCUUUCACUCUCGAUAAUGACGAGUUAGCUGCCGCUCUCCAGUAUAUACCUACGCAAGGUUACCCUCCUCUUCUGCAGGCCCUGAGGGAAUUCCAGAGAAGGGCACACGCGCCACCCUUAUGGGAGAGUCGCGACAUAGUCGUCGUUUCGGGGUCUCAGGAUGGGCUUAGUAAAGCUCUGGAGGCUAUAAUCGGCACUGGUGAUCCGAUUUUGGUCCCCGACCCCUUCUAUCCUGGCGUCGAAGUUGUGAUAUCACCUCACAAAGCGGAACUCAUAAUGAUUCCGCAAGACGAUGACGGUCCCAUUCCGGAAAUACUACAGGAAACCCUGAGAAACCGAGAACUUUCCGAUGGAAAAAUGCCGAAGCUAAUGUAUAUAAAUGCCACAGGCACGAAUCCUACCGGUAUCAUCAUAUCGCUAGAAAGACGAAAAGAAAUCUAUAGGAUAGCCUGCAAGUACAAUUUCUUACUUCUCGACGACGAUCCUUAUCAUUUCAUGCAUUUUGACAAGGAAGAGCCUAAGUCUUUCUUAUCGCUCGAUACGGAAGGUCGAGUAAUUAGAUUGGACUCAUUCUCGAAAGUGAUCAGCAGUGGCAUUAGAAUAGGCUUUAUGACUGCCGCAGCUCCGUUGAUAGCUUGCGUAGAGCUCCAUUUGCAGAGCAGUCAUCUCCACGCUCCUACCUUAUCGCAGGUGAUAAUGUACAAGCUAUUUAAGAUCUGGGGUUACGAAGGCCUGAUGCAACAUUACAUGAGAUUAAGGCGCUAUUACAAGGAACGAAGAGAUGUUAUCUCGACGUUGGCACACAAGCACUUGAACGGUCUGGCGGAUUUCAACGUACCAAGAGGUGGAUUCUUCUUAUGGAUCAAAGUACCAGGAAUCAAAAAUACAUGGAAGAUGAUGCAGCGGGGCGUAAAGGAAGGUGUUAUUAUGACUCCAGGAGCCGCAUUUGCGAGAGACUCCACGAAAUGCUCUAAUGCUAUCAGAGCAAGUUUCACCAAGGCUUCCUACGAGGAAAUGGACCUGGCAAUGGAACGAUUGGCGCAAUUAAUCCGUGUGGAGUUAGCCGAAAAUUACAUAAAAAAUGUCGAUACAUGAUAAUAUAUUUGUACAUAUAUAUAAUAUAUGAAUUAUAUAUUUGUACAUGACUACACGGUUGAUAUUGAAGUUAACACAAACACCAGUUGGUAAUAAAAUAGAGAGUUCAGACCGGAAAGAUAUUAUGAAUAAUUGUUGAAUUGUUGAAUGUUAGAAGAUAGAAGGAAAUGUAACAGACAUCGAUAGAAUUGUACGAGUUCUAUUAAAUCAAUGAAUUUUAUGUAUUUUCGUCAUUUUUAAAACAUAGAAUUUAAAAUGUAGAACAUAGUCUCAAGUUUUGUUAACAGAGGACAUUACAUCACUAAAACAGCUAUUUUGCGAGCAUUAAAUUUAAUAACAGUUAAAACUAAGAACUUAUCGUUUUGUUAUAACGUAAUCUUUUAGUAGAUAUUGAUAUUUAAAGGCGUGCUUCAUUUUUGAUAAUAAUAGGAAAAAUAAGUUCUUUUUACAUUUUUAAAAUUUUUUGUAACAACAUGCAUGCUUAUAACAUGAUGCGGCAAUAGGGCGAUUAAUCUCAUGAAACUUUGAUAAAUGCGUACAUUAUUAUGUAAACGUGUUAAAUUAAAAAUAACUCGUUAAAAUUUAAUAUAUUAAAUUCUCUUAAAUCUCUCUCAAGCAUAUUACAUUGCCACACAUUCACGGCAGAUUAUUUUUAUCUUGCUAUUAUAUUUAAUUGAGAGCGAACACAUAUGUACAAGGAUGACAAAGGCAUUCAAAAAAAUGUACACUUUUAAUUAGGAAGUUGGUAGAGGUUCAUCUGGCAUUUACAUAUGAAAACUUUAUCGACGGAUACACUCUAAUGAAUUAUUUUGCUAAAGAUGGCUAGGAAGGAGCCGAAACGUUCAAAUAAUUAAGUCGAAUAUAAUACAGACGAAACACAUGCAAACGAACAAUUUGUAUGUAUAGUAACAAAUUAAAUUAUUAAUUUGGCGCCAAAAACAACGUAGAAUUACUCUCAGUUGCCUGUAUUAGCGAGAUUAAAUUUUUAAUUAUAUC
Molecule: messenger RNA, 2486 nt
Organism: Mycetomoellerius zeteki
Lineage: Eukaryota; Metazoa; Arthropoda; Insecta; Hymenoptera; Formicidae
Product: kynurenine/alpha-aminoadipate aminotransferase, mitochondrial
Exons: 9
Coding region: 219-1490 (423 amino acids)
Biological process (GO): biosynthetic process
Molecular function (GO): pyridoxal phosphate binding; L-kynurenine:2-oxoglutarate transaminase activity
Source: RefSeq, a predicted model, not a curated record